Molecule: messenger RNA, 348 nt
Organism: Lycium ferocissimum
Lineage: Eukaryota; Viridiplantae; Streptophyta; Magnoliopsida; Solanales; Solanaceae
Product: heavy metal-associated isoprenylated plant protein 12-like
Exons: 2
Coding region: 1-348 (115 amino acids)
Source: RefSeq, a predicted model, not a curated record
AUGAGGGUUGACUCAAUUUCGAUAGAUUCGAAGGAUAAGAAAUUGACAGUAACAGGAAACGUAGAUCCAGUUGAAUUAGUUUCAAAAGUGCAGAAGCUGUGUCACACUGAGAUACUCUCUGUUGGACCAGCAAAAGAGCCUGAGAAGAAGAAAGACGAGCCGAAGAAAGAGGAAGCAAAGAAGCAGGAUGACAAGAAGAAAGAGGCAGUAGCAAUAAAGGCAUAUCCAGCUCCAGUUUACUAUCAACAAUAUCAGCAACCUUAUCAGCAUUACCCAACACCUGUUCCUGCUUGUUAUCGUAACUAUCAUAGCAUGGAAGAGGAUCCAACUUCUUGCGUUAUCUGCUAA